Messenger RNA from Patiria miniata (bat star), 4280 nucleotides. RefSeq names its product organic cation transporter protein-like. The transcript is spliced from 11 exons. Lineage: Eukaryota; Metazoa; Echinodermata; Asteroidea; Valvatida; Asterinidae. The coding region runs from base 158 to 2023 and encodes 621 amino acids. Gene Ontology annotation, molecular function: transmembrane transporter activity. Gene Ontology annotation, biological process: transmembrane transport. Gene Ontology annotation, cellular component: membrane. The record is from RefSeq and is a predicted model, not a curated record.
GAUGGCUUUUUCACUUCAACGUUGACGUACACAUGGUUCACUUGGUAUAAUAGUACCACGUAGGAAAUUAACAGAUGUACAUGUAUGUACGUAUUUAUAUGCUAUCAUUUCGAUAGAGUACUAUUCCUACUGGUGCGGGCCCAGCUCCAUUACCGACAUGAAAUUCGACAACAUCUUGAACCACGUGGGCGCGUUUGGUACUUACCAACGCCGGAUCUACUUCGUCAUGACCUUAGUUGCGAUACCCAGUGCCUUGCACACCUUUAGCCCCGUGUUCCUGAGUGCCAAGACAGAUCACUGGUGUACCGUGCCAGAGCUGGCUCCAUACCGGGGCAACUGCACUGCCUUGUACCCCUCAGGUACCCCUGAUCAGUGUUCGGCCUUCCUGAAGAAUAUCAGCAUUCCUCGGGAGGUGGAUGACUCGGGCAAAGUUAGCUACGCUCAGUGCCGACGUUUCAACUUGACUGGUUUGGACGUGGUUGGUAAUAGUAGUCUUCUCCUUGCACAGCCACCCAUCGUAGUUGGUGAUGAUGAUGAGGUCGGGGAGGUUGUUGAUGAGGUCGGGGAGGGUGGCCCCGCCUACAAUCAAUCUCAGGGAGUGGCUCAAGACUCUGUGCAGGUUAUCCCAUGUGAUGCUGGAUGGGGAUAUGAUACAUCACAGUAUAGCAGCACAACUAACCAUCAGUAUGAACUGGUAUGCGACAAAGCUGGUCUCACUAAGUAUGCCCAGUCUGCCUAUUUUGCUGGAAUGUUGAUUGGUUCAUUUCUGAUAGGACUGAUGGCUGACUGGGUCGGGAGGAAACCCACAUUCUUCAUCUGCCUGAUUACUUCCUUUUUGGCCGGGAUUGCCCAAGCUUUUGCCCCAAACAUGGCUGUUUUCAUCGUGGUCCGAUUCUUUGUGGCUAUCUUCAAAACGGGUGUCUACAUGAUGGCUUUUAUAAUAGGUACCGAGUUUGUGGGCCCAAACAUCCGAGCGUUCGCUGGCCAGUUCAUCAACAUCUACUACGCGAUGGGCUACAUGCUGCUGGCUCCCUUUGCCUACCUCAUUCGGGAUUGGCAGAUGCUUCAAGUGGCUCUCACCAUGACCUUCGCCCCAUUCAUACUACUCCUUCCAUUCCUUCCGGAGUCGGCACGCUGGUUGAUGUCCCGCGGCCGAACCGCCGAUGCCGAGAAGAUUCUGCGAAAGAUGGCCAAAGUUAACAAGGUGGAGCUACCAGCUGAGCUGUUUGAAGAAGACAAAGACCAGGAGGAGAAGCUCAAAGAUACUACAACACGUAGAUACACCUACUUGGACCUGUUUCGCAGUACUAAUAUGCGCUGCAAAACCAUCAACAUACUGUUCUGUUGGUUUGUCAACAACAUGGUGUACUAUGGGAUAUCCUUAAGUACCUCCGACCUAGGUGUGGACCACUACAUCGCUGCCUUUGUCUCUGGGGCAGUGGAAAUCCCCGCCUACACCUGCGCCAUUCUCAGUAUGCAGUAUCUGGGACGCCGAUUGCCGUUGUGUGUCUACCUGGUGGCCAGUGGGGCCGCCUGCAUAGGGGCCACGCUCUUCUCGGCCGGGGCUGGUAGAGCAACCGUUGCUAUGAUUGGGAAGUUCUUCAUCACAGCCACCUUUGGAAUGAUCUACACGUAUUCUGCCGAGAUAUACCCAACACCAGUGAGGAGUCAAGGUAUGGGCUUGUCUUCCAUGAUGGCUCGCAUCAGCGGCAUCCUGUGUCCGUUCAUCUUGGAUCUUAGCUCCGUCUGGUUCUCCUUGCCGUACUUCAUCUUUGGCGCGUUCGCCGUCUCCUCUGGACUACUGAUUCUCCUGCUGCCGGAGACGCGAGGCAAGCCGCUGCCGGAGAGCUUGGAGGAUGCUGAGAAAGUUGGCAAGGGGGAAACCUGUUUAUGUUUGCGUAAAUGUCGACAUGGAGCAGAUGCUGGAGACAUCAACAUGGAUAAAGAGCCAUAUGAAUCACUGCCCAAGGAAGAACCUCAGAAUCAAGAUGGCGGUCGAGACAUGGCGACAGAAAAAGUCUAAGACCAACAAAAUGACAGAUGGGUAUAAAAGAAUUGCUGUCUCGUCUUCCAAAAAUGAAAUAUCUUUGGGAUGACUUUGUUAUGAAAUCGUCUCAAUAAGGUGCCUUUUUGGUAGUAUCUGCCUAAGUUUUAAUGCUUGCAUGCUGCAUAAAGUAUUUAACCGUUUAUUUGCUGAGUGAUAGUGGAAUAGCUUAGAACAUAUUUCUCCUUAUUUAGAUUUUUGUUUAUUAAAAUACCAAGUCACAUUUAAGCUUGUAUUGGACAAUUGUGCAGUGAUGGUAAUUUAUGUGCUAUUAAUGUAUAGCGUGGACACGAGACGUAGUCUUGACUUUCAUUCCAUUUUUGACAGCUUUUCUUUUGAGCGAUAGAGAUUGCAACUUGCAAGAUGCAACAAAAAGAAGCUGUGGUGAGGCUUUUCAUAAUUCUAAGUGCCUUUGCUAGAGACUCUAUUUUUAUAAUUCCAGCGUUUAAUGUUUCAAAGACAAAACAAAGAAGGAAGCAACACAUUUAGUUCACUUACAAUUAUUUUCAUAUUAUCCAAAGAAAAACUAUAAUAAUGUUCGGUAUGCUGCAAAUUGCUUUAAUUCUUUCAGAAAAUGAAAUACUUUGAUUGCAUUUUCUGUACAUUUUGUUAGAGUGCUAUUAUUUUAUCGUUGGUGGCGUAAUAUCUGAGACCAUUUCAUUUCAUAUGCCAGUUUGGUAUUUUGCAUUGGUCCAAUAAAUUCUUUUAACAAUUUUUCAGCAGUGUUCCACCAUCGCUGUAAAUUUCAUAGUCCACAAGAAAGAAAACGUCAGAAUAUUGUGAAGUUUCGCAUUUUGAGUUGUUAAUUUCAUUUACGAUGCAUCCUGGCGAAAAAGGCCCAGGGGUUGGAGUUAUUUAAUAGGCUGUAUGGUGGGUCACUGCAGCAUUUGUUAGAAUUUAUGGUGGCUCACUGCAGUGUUCCUUGCAAAAAUGUUUAUGAGAUGUAAGGUUAACUUAAAAGCAGCGGGCAAGACAUUUAUAUUACGUCAUUUUAAUGCUUUCUCUUUUCCCCUAUUGUUUUGCCGCUUGAUUAGGUGGCAUGUAUUAAAUUGAAUCAGUUUCGUAAUCAUGUCAUGACAACUCAUACUUCUUCAAAUCGAGUAACAAGGUAAUCAAAUGAACAGUGGCAAACAAGCAUUCCUUUUUUCAGUUUUCGUUCUCUGGUUCUUGAGACAGGACCUAUGAUUUGUCUUAUUAUUGAAUGACAGCUGCUUAAGUUAAUAAAGGAAAUACAUGUUUAUUGAAGGGUAUUUUUAUGUAUUCGAAGUGUAACACAAAUUUCCAAGUUCUUACCACUAAAUGGGUGUUGGUAUUAAUUUUUUUACCCCAGCUAUACUUGGUACAGGGGUAUUGUUAUAUUUUCAAAAAAAUAUAAACAGAAAAUGAAAUAUUUUUUUAUCAUGUUUUGAUCCAAGUUUGGAAUGGGAAUUUGUUUUAGGAUAAAAACUACUUCUUGUUUUAAGGGAAAUAUAUAUUUUUCCCAAUCAGUAUUAGAACAUGCCUUGAAUGCCUCACACAUGUUCCAAGUUAUCUUUUUCCCACGGAAACCACUUAUUAUUAUUUUUUUUUACCAUUGAUUGAUUAUUUAGAAUCAUUCUCUAUGAUAGAGCUUGAUUGAUUUUCAUGAUAGCAUCUGUUAAUAAUUACCAUUCGGAAAACAUGCAUUUUGACUUAGAAAUAUAACAACUAAUAUAUUUAACUUAUUUAUGGAAAUAUUUACCAACUAUGACUGGUGGUUUGGGUUGUAUUAAUAAGAUGGAAUUUGAUGUGCAUGUCCAUUUUGUCAUUGGAACUGAUUUAAGACUUGGAAAGAAAUUAAACAUGGAAUUUAAUAAAGACAGGUGUUAAGUUAAAAAGUGUCCUGUUAAGAAAAUGUUCCACUGUCCCGGUUUAAUAAAAUCAAACACCAGAAGCACAGUGGCAGUUCAAAUAUGGACCUUGAACUUUUUGAUGAAGAUAAAUUUGUUGGCAGUGCCCUUUUUAAUCCUAUUUUUUUUUAAAUGAAAUAUUAUAAUAUGCAAAAUUCACGUCAUAUGCAAAAACUAAUGAAAUAACGCCAUAAAUUUGCUUUUGUAUUUCAAUUUGCUUAUUCCUGGGUGUAAGUUCAAGUACAUUUUCAUUGUUUUCUUUACUUUGAUUAGUGUUUAAUUUAUUAAACAAAAUAUAUUUGGCAUCAGGGAUUUGGCAUUAAAACUCCAGAAAUCUAAUAAAACGUAACAUCACAAUGCCUCUUUGA